Molecule: messenger RNA, 1230 nt
Organism: Zea mays
Lineage: Eukaryota; Viridiplantae; Streptophyta; Magnoliopsida; Poales; Poaceae
Exons: 3
Coding region: 241-1005 (254 amino acids)
Source: RefSeq, marked provisional
CCUAUCUCUUCCUAGUUCCUACGCCGCGGCGGCGCGGCCUCCCCAUUCCGGCCUCCCCAUUCCGGUGUUCUCCGAUUUGGGGGACGUCCCUUGCCCGCUCCGGAGUCCGGUCCAGCGGAGCCAGCUACGGCACAGAUCGGCCUCCGUCCGCCCCUUCCCAUCUCACCAGACUCUCCACCGCCGCGGUGAGCGUGCCUCGGCUGCUUCCUAGAUUACUGCUUCAGGCGGUGCUGAUGCAAAAUGGUUCUAUGUCAGGGCGUUUCUGUUGGAAAUGCUCAGUUGCUAGCUUUUCCUGGUAGAUCAUCAAGUUUUAAGAGCACCCAGUUUCAUGUUAAAACGGAUCAUUUUUCGGCAAGAGCUCUACGUGUUGGCACUGAUUCCAUUCAUCAUGGCAUGCCUAUAUCAUUCCCAAGGGAGAAUUCUCUCAAGGGCAUGCCAUCACUAUCAGGGCAGCAUAAUCAGCAUCCAAGGUCCGUUAGUUGUCGGGCAUCCUCGCUGGCAUCUUUCAGCUACCCUGAGCUGACAUCCAAACCCAGAUGGUGGUGGAGAACUCUAGCUUGUGUGCCGUACUUGCUGCCACUGCACAACAUGUGGUCUUAUGCCGACGUGAUCUACCAGCUGCACACUUACUUGCAGGGGUUUUCGCUGUUGUACACCUUCAUCGACACCAUGACUCUGUGCCCUGGGUGGCUCUUUCUGGUGAUAUUUAUGACAGUGUACUUCUUCGUUGUGAGGCGGAAGUGGUCGCCGCACUUUCUGAGGUUCCAUGUGAUCCUAGCGAUCCUUCUAGACACUGGCUCCCAAGCAGUGGCCACCAUGUGUACCUGGAUGCCAAGCAUCGUUUAUCAGGGGAAGCCAAUGCAGUACUUCUGGAUGUCUAUCGCGUUCAUACAGAUCUUCACAGUGCUUGAGUGUUUGCGCUGCGCUCUUUGUGGAAUGUAUCCUAAUGUCCCAUUCAUAUCCCACACCGCUUUCAUUCACUCUGAUCUGAAUCUGUUCAGGUAGGUGCUUACUACAUAAGGUCCAGGACUCAAGGAAGGAUUUCGGAAUGGCUACUUACAGUUGUAGAGAACGUGUUUUGUUCAUAUUGAAGUCCUGUGUAAUUCUUAUCAUGGGACCAGCUGGUACAAUAGCAUUUAAACAACACUACAAUUGAUUUUCGUUCCUCGGAUUUUAUUGUUUGUACGUUUGGUUACCUGCAAAUUUUGUUUCGAGGGGCAGUACUUGUUC